Messenger RNA from Aedes albopictus (Asian tiger mosquito), 1724 nucleotides. RefSeq lists its product as uncharacterized. The record is from RefSeq and is a predicted model, not a curated record. Lineage: Eukaryota; Metazoa; Arthropoda; Insecta; Diptera; Culicidae. The coding region runs from base 293 to 1624 and encodes 443 amino acids. The transcript is spliced from 4 exons.
GACAUCCAAUUCACCAUGGCAAUUUCAAGACUGUUGAUAUCAUUCUAGAGGCUCAGUUAUUUCUUACUGAUUCCUGUGUCCAGAAGUGCUUUCAAGUAUUGCGAUUCGGUGUAUGUUCUGUUGGAAUGUGAAGGAAAACUUACCCUAGAUAAGUAAAUUGCAAAGGAUUAAUAUCGUUUCGUUCAGUUUUCACCAGAUGGAAAUUGAUAGUAAAUGUAGAAAGUGAAAUAGCACGAACAUCCCAUUCUAUUGACUGAGUUUCUGCAACGAAAUUCAUAUCAAUAGAAUCACAAUGGAUACGGCCUAUUCAGCGGAGAUAAUAAACAAGUUCAAUAGUAUGAACCUGCGUCCCAAAACCCGCAACGAACCUGAGUAUGGGAAACUGACGCCUGAGCAAAUUUUGGACAUUACCAGACCACAAAUUAAUAACCAUCGGCCGAAGUCUUCAUUUAUACCAGCCAUAUGUAACUUCGAAACCGCUCGGAAAAUGGCUCAGGAAAAUCUGGAACACCAACCGUUACCGGAUGCUGUCAUGGACAUCGCAUUCAGAAAGGCCCAGGUUGCUGGAUCUGCAAACCCUGGGGCAGCUUUGGAGGUGGGCCCAUAUGCAACAGGGGUUGGUUGCAAAAAUUACAAAGCAGGACCCACGAAAUGCACUAAGUACAGGGUAUAUCGGCCGAAAACUUGUGGUGUCAUUCCGAAACCACUGAGCGCAUCUGGCAUGAAUGAGAGAAUUCCUGAUUUCAAGAAACGAGAAAAGGUCGGAGCAAUGGAUUUGGCGAUAGGAUGGGACUACAGAACCAAAAGGGAACCAAGGCGUGCAAUCUACAUGGAUGGAUCCAAACCAUCUGUUGCUCCGCCAAUCUUUGAAGUUGUUGAGCCACCGAAGGAGUUGAAUUUACCAAAUGUGGUUCACACUGGAGGGGUAUUUUCCAAUACUCUUGGGGAAGAAGAUUUCUUUGACCGCGACAUCAUUCGUCAGCAUGAAGAAUAUGCUAAGAACUACAACAGUGCCAACCGGUGCAAAUGUAAUGGUAGUGCAAAUUCCAAAAAGUCCAAUAAGUCUGCAAAAGCAGAGCGUUUGGAACGGUCUAAAAGUGGAAAUGGAAGCGAAGACCAUAACAAAGCAGAUGGUGCCGAACUUCCUGAUCUGGCUCACCAACGAGCGAAGGGUUCACCGAACUUGGCUCAGCUUACGGACCAAGAAAUUCGAUCACAAAGCUCAAGACAAAGAUCGCCUGCUGACAAACACAAAGACAAUAAAAUACCACGUUUGUGUCACAAUGCUCCAUCGGAUGAAGUAACCUACAAGGUACAACACGAAUUUAGAUGCGCUUUUAAGGCCGGAAUUCCACAGAGUAACUCAUCUGGAACCGUUGCCAGUUUCGACAGUGGAAUAUCUAAUUGUUCCCAAAAGAAUGAACCGAAAAAACUCACGAUUCCCAAACCUCGUGAACCGUAUAGUAAGAAAAACUAUAUUAUAGACACCCUUGCACCGCCGUUUGCGUUCUGGAAAAAAGGUUCCGGUUAUCCUGACUAUUGGCGUUUGGUGAGCGUUUAUCAGCAUGCGUAUAAACCAGCUGAGAAGCGGAAAUACCCACUGCUGAAAACGGUGUACCAAUAGACCGGUUUGGAUCUUAUUUAGCAAAUCUGUGAAACUUGUAGCGCAAAUAAUGUACUUUUGAUCAUAAUAAAUUAUAUUGAAACUACAUAUUCUAAUCUAA